Molecule: messenger RNA, 3360 nt
Organism: Dovyalis caffra
Lineage: Eukaryota; Viridiplantae; Streptophyta; Magnoliopsida; Malpighiales; Salicaceae
Source: the annotation of a GenBank genome assembly
AUGCCUUUCUCCUCUUAUAUUGGUGGCAACACUCGCCGUGCCAACAUCUUGCCCAACUCACCUCUCCCCACUCUCUCUCCCACCCCGACCAAAUCAAAACAUCCAUCAAGAAAGUUGCGCAAAAGGACGGCUCUGAUUAACUUCAUCUUCACAAACUUCUUCACCAUCGCUCUUUCCAUCUCUCUCUUGUUCCUUUUAAUAACCAUCCUUCUCUUUGGCAUCCCAAAACCCUUCCUCUCCUCUCCUUUUAAAUCAAAGCCUCCUCCUUAUAAGGAUUUGUAUGAUAGGAUCCAGUUCUUGGAUGUGGAUGGUGGGCCGUGGAAGCAAGGAUGGAGAGUGAGCUACAAAGGGAAUGAAUGGGAUAGUGAGAAAUUGAAGGUUUUUGUGGUGCCUCAUUCACAUAAUGAUCCAGGCUGGAAGCUUACUGUGGAGGAGUAUUAUGAUAGGCAGUCUAGGCAUAUACUUGAUACAAUUGUCCACACACUUUCUAAGGAUCCUCGUCGGAAAUUCAUAUGGGAAGAGAUGUCUUAUUUGGAGAGGUGGUGGAGGGAUGCAUCGGUGGAAAAUAGAGAAUCUUUUACCAAUUUAGUCAAGGCAGGCCAGUUGGAAAUUGUUGGUGGCGGUUGGGUAAUGAAUGAUGAGGCUAAUUCACAUUAUUUUGCCAUAAUCGAGCAGAUUACAGAGGGGAAUAUGUGGUUGAAUGACACCAUUGGGGUUGUUCCUAAGAAUUCAUGGGCGAUAGAUCCAUUUGGUUACUCUCCUACCAUGGCAUAUCUACUCCGUCGUAUGGGUUUCGAAAACAUGCUUAUUCAAAGAACCCACUAUGAGCUGAAGAAGGAACUUUCUUUGCAAAAGAAUUUAGAAUACAUAUGGCGUCAAAGCUGGGAUGCUGAGGAAAGCACUGAUAUUUUUGCACACAUGAUGCCCUUCUAUUCAUAUGAUAUUCCUCAUACUUGUGGACCAGAGCCUGCUAUUUGUUGUCAAUUUGAUUUUGCUCGAAUGCAUGGCUUUAAUUAUGAAUUUUGCCCAUGGGGCAAACAUCCGGUGGAAAUCAACCAGGAAAAUAUACAGGAGAGAGCACUGAAGCUACUGGAUCAAUACAGGAAGAAAUCAACUCUGUACCGGACUAAUACUCUCCUUGUUCCUCUUGGUGAUGAUUUCCGCUACAUCAGUAUUGAUGAAGCUGAGGCUCAGUUUCGGAAUUACCAAAUGUUAUUUGAUUACAUCAACUCUAGUCCUAGUUUAAAUGCAGAGGCAAAAUUUGGUACUUUGGAUGAUUAUUUCCGAACUCUUCGUGAAGAGGCUGACAGGAUAAAUUAUUCUCUUCCUGGAGAGGUUGGCUCUGGUCAGAUAGGGGGUUUUCCAUCUCUAUCAGGUGACUUCUUUACUUAUGCUGAUAGGCAGCAGGACUAUUGGAGUGGCUAUUACGUCUCAAGGCCUUUCUUUAAGGCUGUUGAUCGGGUACUAGAGCAAACACUUCGUGCUGCAGAAAUAAUGAUGGCUUUGUUGCAUGGUUAUUGCCAGAGAGCACAAUGUGAAAAAUUGGCCACAGGAUUUGCCUACAAGAUGACUGCUGCUAGGAGGAAUUUAGCUCUUUUCCAACAUCAUGAUGGGGUAACUGGCACUGCUAAGGAUCAUGUUGUUCGGGACUACGGAAUGCGGAUGCAUACUUCUUUACAGGACUUGCAGAUUUUCAUGUCCAAGGCUGUUGAAGUGCUGCUUGGUGUUCGCCAUGAAAAAUCUGAUCAUAACCCAUCUCAGUUUGAGUCGGAGCAGGUGAGAUCUAAAUACGAUGUUCAGCCAGUGCAUAAGGUUAUUGGUGCUCGCGAAGGAACUUCACAAUCUGUUGUACUUUUUAAUCCCUUAGAGCAAAGUAGAGAAGAGGUUGUGAUGGUUAUUGUUAGCAGGCCUGAUGUUACUGUUCUGGAUUCAAACUGGACUUGUGUCCCAAGCCAAGUGUCCCCUGAAUUGCAGCAUGAUAAGGGCAAGAUUUUUACCGGGAGGCAUCGUGUCCACUGGAAAGCUUCUAUUCCUGCCAUGGGGUUGCAAACAUAUUAUGUUGCUAACGGUUUUGUGGGAUGUGAAAAAGCAAAACCGGCAAAACUAAAAUACUUCUCGAUGUCCAAAUCAUUUUCUUGCCCUGCUCUGUAUGAUUGCUCCAAAAUAGAUGGUGGUGUGGCCGAAAUUCAGAAUCAACAUCAAAUUCUCACCUUUGAUGUCAAGCAUGGUUUGUUGCAGAAAGUAACUCAUAGAGAUGGUUCAAUGAAUGCCGUGGGUGAAGAAAUAGGAAUGUACUCUAGUUUCGGAAGUGGGGCCUACCUAUUCAAACCCAUUGGUGAUGCUCAACCUAUCAUUGGGGCUGGUGGGCACAUGGUGAUAUUUGAGGGUCUAUUGGUGCAGGAAGUGUACUCUUAUCCUAAAACAACAUGGGAGAAAACCCCCAUCUCCCAUAGCACUCGAAUUUAUAAUGGAGAUAGUGCUAUGAAGGAAUUGCUUAUUGAGAAAGAAUACCAUGUUGAGCUUCUUGGCCAAGAUUUUAUUGACAAGGAACUGAUAGUUAGAUACAAGACAGAUCUCGAUAAUAAAAGGAUUUUCUUUUCUGAUUUAAAUGGCUUUCAGAUGAGCAGGAGAGAAACUUAUGAUAAGAUACCCCUGCAGGGUAAUUACUACCCUAUGCCUUCUCUAGCAUUCAUGCAAGGAUCUGGUGGUAAGAGGUUCUCUGUCCAUUCUAAACAGUCGCUGGGUGUGGCCAGCCUUAAAGAUGGAUGGUUAGAGAUUAUGCUUGACCGCCGUUUGCUAAGAGACGAUGGACGUGGUCUUGGGCAAGGAGUGAUGGAUAACCGUCCAAUGAAUGUGCUCUUUCACAUCCUUUUUGAGUCUAACAUUUCUUCCACCUCAGAUCCUGUUUCCAAUCCUCUUCCUCUCAGCCCUUCUGUUCUCUCUCACUGUGAGUUAUCUGUGCAACCACCUCCAAGAACCUUCUCGCCUUUGGCUGCUCCUUUGCCUUGUGACUUGCAUAUUGUGAAUUUUAAGGUUCCCCGGCCGUCAAAAUAUUCUCAGCAGCUGAUUGAAGAUUCUAGGUUUGUCCUGAUCUUACAAAGGAGACAUUGGGAUGCUUCAUACUGUCGAAAGGGUAGAUCUCAGUGCACCAGUGUUGCUAAUCAGCCUCUAAAUCUUUUCAACAUGUUCAAGGGGCUUGAGGUGUUGAAUGCAAAGGCAACUUCUUUGAAUCUUUUGCAUGAAGACAUAGAGAUGCUUGGAUAUAUGGAGCAGGUUGGGAAUGUAGGUCAAGAGGGACAUGUAUUCAUCUCUCCCAUGGAAAUACAAGCAUACAAGUUGGUAUUGCGGCCGCACCAGUAA